ACAACAAUGGUGUCAUUUAAACUCUCAUUUACACUUGUUUAUUUCUUUACCCUAGCAAUUCCUCACACCAUCAAUGCCCAAAACUCCCAACAAGAUUACUUAGAUACUCACAAUGUAGCUCGUGCCGAAGUGGGUGUCACAAACAUUGUAUGGAAUGCCACUGUGGCUGCCUAUGCUCAAAACUAUGCUAACCAGAGCAAAGCCGACUGCAAUCUUGUCAAUUCUGGUGGACCUUAUCGUGAGAACCUUGCUAAAGGUAGUGGUACCUUCUCAGGCACUGCAACAGUGAAUUUAUGGGUAGCUCAAAAGGCUUAUUAUGAUUAUGCCACAAAUACUUGUGGUGGUGGACAUGUUUGUGGUCACUAUACUCAAGUGGUGUGGAGUAAUUCUAAUCAACUUGGAUGUGCUAGGGUUCAGUGUACAAAUAAUAGUUGGUGGUUCGUUAUUUGCAGCUAUUAUCCUAGUGGAAACAUCAAUGGCCAAUCUCCUUACUAG
Molecule: messenger RNA, 495 nt
Organism: Lactuca sativa (garden lettuce)
Lineage: Eukaryota; Viridiplantae; Streptophyta; Magnoliopsida; Asterales; Asteraceae
Product: pathogenesis-related protein 1A
Cellular component (GO): extracellular region
Source: RefSeq, a predicted model, not a curated record